AUGUUGACUGAGAAGUCCCACGACAUCAUUGAACCUGCUCCCAGCAGUGACAACGUUUCCAUCGAGAAGGUCGACCUUGAGAACGAUGGAGAGAUCUUCAAGCGUGGAGAAGGCUACGAAGACUUUCGCACGGUGGGAUGGAUACAGACAACAAUAAUCUUCACAAAGAGCAAUGCCAUUCCCAAAACUUUGCUGACCACUGCCUUGUAUAGUCAUCUUCGCAACCGGUGUCUUAACAAUUCCAUCAGCUAUGUACACACUUGGUGCUUUCCCUGGCGCGAUCAAUGUAAAAAUCACCGUUCUGCGUUGCCGUCGAUGCAUUGGCUGACGAGGCGCAACGUGCAGGUUCUCGGGUGGCAGUUCAUUAAUACCUACUGCGCCCAAGUCCAGGGACAAUUCCGCCACAACCACGCCGGUUGCCACAGUAUCGCCGAUAUGGGCAAUCUCGUUGGUGGAAAGAUAGUGAGAGAGAUCACGGGCAUCCUUUUCCUGGUUGCUUUCAUUCUCGUCGGAGCUUCAGGAAUCGUGGGCACAUCCACUGCACUCAACGCUCUUUCCAACCACUCCCUCUGCACGAACUACUUCUCGAUCAUCGCGACUGUCAUGGUCUUCGUCGCUGGAAGCCCAAGAAAGUUUGAGAAAAUCGCUUGGGUCACCUGGGCUGGAUUCCUCUCGGUCUUCACGGCCAUCUUUAUCGUUGUUGUUGGCGUUACUACACUUGAACGCCCAGCAGCGGCUCCUCAAACGGGCGACUUCGACUUCGGCUACCACGUAAUCGGCCACCCUACAUUUGCCGCCGGCAUGGUCGCUGCGUCAACUAUCUUCUGCUCCGGUGCCGGAACAGGUGCUUUCUUGCCCGCCGUGAACUGGUGCAUGGGUUUCGUGACCGCUGCUUACCUAACCUUCAGUAUUGUCGUUUACUGGUAUUGCGGCAAAUGGGUGGCUUCUCCAUCGCUCGGUAGCGCCGGACCUUUGAUCAAGAAGAUCGCAUAUGGCAUCGGCAUUCUUGGUCUGAUGGUUUCUGGGGCGCUCUUCAACCACGUCAGUGCGAAGUACAUCUUUGUCCGAGUCCUCCGAGACUCAAAACACCUUCAAGCCAACUCUUUCGUCCACUGGGGAGUCUGGCUUGGUACCCUGGCCGCAGUCAAUGUCGUCGCUUUCCUGAUUGCCUCUGGUGUACCCAUCUUUAACUACCUCCUCAGUCUUGCAGGUAGUCUUGCUUUCGCGCCUCUUGCGGUUGGUCUACCUGGGUGGUUGUGGAUCUAUGACCACAAGGACUACUGGAAGGGCUCAGUCGUGCAGAAGGUUCUGUACGGGCUGCAUGUUCUUAUGAUUAUCCUUUCGCUCUUCCUAUGCGUUGGUGGAACGUAUGGAGUCAUUGUCCAGAUCAUGGAUGCUUACAAGGAUGGAAGCAUUGACUCAGCAUUUUCCUGCGCGGAUAACAGCAACUCAUCUUAA
Molecule: messenger RNA, 1458 nt
Organism: Didymosphaeria variabile
Lineage: Eukaryota; Fungi; Ascomycota; Dothideomycetes; Pleosporales; Didymosphaeriaceae
Exons: 5
Coding region: 1-1458 (485 amino acids)
Biological process (GO): amino acid transmembrane transport
Cellular component (GO): vacuolar membrane
Molecular function (GO): amino acid transmembrane transporter activity
Source: RefSeq, a predicted model, not a curated record